CACAAUACAUAAACUGAAUGCCUCCUGUAUUUGGUUAAUACACUAUUUGCAUGAUCAUCUUGGCAAACUAUUUUUUUUUUUUUGUAUGUGGUUGACAACUUCCUCCACAGUUGCAGAAACUGCUCUUUCCUAUCAGUUUCUCCCCUGCUUAUCAGUGUUCCUGUUUUGCACUUGUCCAAGAUGUCCAACAUAUGCCACUCUGCUCUCGGAACAGAACCUGAACUAUUUUGGAUGAGCAAUCUUUACAAAAAGUGAAAGUUAAGAGGACUGUGGAUUGUGAAUAUGGAUGAUCUGGCUGAACCGAUAAAGCUGAUUUAGAUGCCAUGAAGAAAAGAAUGGUAGCUGUCCUCUAUUUCUCGUCUGUAUCCUCAGUUAAUGCAGUCCAAGAUGUUGACACAUUUAUAUCAGAUACCCUAAAAGGAGAAAAUUUAUCCAAAAGAGCAAAGGAAAAGAAAGAUGCGCUGAUUAAGAAGAUAAAAGACAUCAAGUCCAACUUCCCCCAAGAAUUUCCCGAAAGAGGAGAACUGGAAGACAAGGAAGAUGAUGAAAGCACUGACAAUCCGUCAUUAGCAUCUGACCGAUAUGAUAAGGAGGAUGAAGGCCCCUCGGAUGGUAAGCAAUUCACUGUAUCUCAGGGUUGCAGUGGUCCUGCGGGCCCCGUUUUUUGUGAACUGAACUGCUGUAUGUCUUGGGAAAAGGGCAAACAGGAAACCGUUAGGAGACAUGUGGAACCUUGUUUCCUACCAUCACAAGCCUGGUACAGAACUGAAGAGCUCUCUCUAGUGGUGAAAAAUGCAGAGUGAUUUUUUUUUUUAAAUGCACACACUGUUGACUUGUUUUUCUGCAGGACCAAAAUAGAUUCCUCACAGUUUCCUCUCCUCCUUCUCCCACAUGAGUCAGUGUUUGAAAUAUAUUGAGAUGUUUUCUUUAGAACAAAUCUUUUGUUAAUUCAGCAUCAGACCCUGGCUUAAUUUUAUUGUGCUGUGUGGCUGGCUCACUGUGUUUCUUGUAUAAAUAAUGGAACAGUAUAUUUGAUGGAUUUCUGGGGGAGGAGCAAACUCCAAAGAAGAAUGAGUUCAUAAAAUAUUAAAUCAAUUAUUCUUAAGAAGUCUUUCAAUUAAUCUGCUGACUUUUAUAGGCUGAUUUCACAUUCAAACCUUUUUUGGCUCUAACCCUCUGCCCUGGUUCUGAGUUUAUAAAAUUUUAAUCAUUUAUACAUUGUUUCUGAAGAUGAGCAAAUGAAUACUGAGGUGGUUGCAUCAUGGCUUGUAAUAGUUAUUGGUUAUACCUGAAAAAUUGCCUCUCUAUCUAGAUAACAGUAUGUAUUGAUUGGUGUCUCAAAUGUAGACCUGGAAGUAAGUAAUCUUUUUUCUUUGCUGUACAAUGAUCAAACUGCGCCACUCUACCUCCAUU
This is a messenger RNA of Varanus komodoensis (Komodo dragon), 1413 nucleotides long. RefSeq names its product src kinase-associated phosphoprotein 2-like. Gene Ontology annotation, cellular component: cytoplasm; plasma membrane. The transcript is spliced from 5 exons. Bases 324 to 803 code for a protein of 159 amino acids. The record is from RefSeq and is a predicted model, not a curated record. Lineage: Eukaryota; Metazoa; Chordata; Lepidosauria; Squamata; Varanidae.